Molecule: messenger RNA, 1810 nt
Organism: Anastrepha obliqua
Lineage: Eukaryota; Metazoa; Arthropoda; Insecta; Diptera; Tephritidae
Exons: 1
Coding region: 170-1327 (385 amino acids)
Source: RefSeq, a predicted model, not a curated record
UCUUCAAUUUAUACUGAUACCAGGUGGAAAUGUGCUCGUCCUCUCCAUCUCUACUUUCACAUUUAGUGACUGCAUAAAACCAAAUACCGAAACGAUUUCCAAUAUUAUUUUUAAACAGGCAGAAAUGUAAAAAAACGCCCGCGUACGUUACCGCUUCCACAUUACUAACAUGGAACCGAGCAUAUUUCAACCUGGAGAUAUCUGCCCGAAUUGCCAGCAGAAUGGCAUGCAUCAUCGAUUACGCAGCUUUUAUAUUGACAUAAAUGAGCAAAUAGUUAAAUGUGAAAGCGUCUCUUGCCUGUAUCCGUAUAUAAAUGACUUUUCUGAUUCUGAGGACGAUGGAAUGAUCGAAGAAAAGCAUAUAAACGCUUCAAAAUCAGCUUCCACACCAUCUUUUGCUGCAAGUUCCAAUGCCAACGAUAAUCUGGAUGAUACGGAAAGUGUGCGCUUUGUGGAGGCACUACUUUGUAUUAAUGGCAGCAAUAAUGGUGCUGAGGCAUUAAGUGCGUUAGGGAGCACUGUAGAGAACAACUCAUCGCCGUCGUUCUUCACACUGCAACCUGCUAGUUGUGUUCCGCCAAUGGACGACCAUGUCGAAAGCACUUCGCCAAUGGCCGACCAUGUCGACAGUGCGCCGCCAUCUUUUUCAGUGAAGUUUGACACUUUCAAGUCCAUGUCACAUCCUAAUGACAAAAUGACUGAACAGGAAGGUAUAAGCUUUAUUGACUCACUGUUCAGUAAUUCUGAAACGCAUGCGUCAGUUGUAUCUAACAAAAAUGUUUUAGAAAAUCAACUACCUACACAAGCAAGCACUGCAUCUGUUGAUAUGCCAGUAUUAAAUUUCGAUUUUACGGAUAUGCAACCUCCAAAUGCUGAAGAAUUCUUACCGGCUAAGAAAAAACAAAAAUCACAAAUUGAAAUUCAGUGUAUACAAACUGUGAAAGCAGGAUUUACCAAUAGGAAUAUUGAAAGUAUUAUUAAAUGCGAAAGGAAGCCAGAAAUUGCAAAAGAAGAAAAAUCUAUAGAGCAAACUACUAAACCUAGGUGCAUUACAAAAGAAGUAGGUGUAACAACAGAAACCACUACGGUAACGCCAAAGGUGGCAGACUCGAAUAGCGAAAUGCGCAUAUCGCGUUACUUUGAGGCCUUGCAAAUGAAGCUAGGCAAUCUGCAAAAAUCACAAACAAAAGAAGAAACGUCACUGGAGCGUAAGAAGCGUAAGAAGCAGCCUCCUCGUUCCAAUGUGCAGCAACCAAAGCCAGACAAUGCAGCUGGGCGUAGAUUAGUCAACGUGCUGCAGGUGCUACAGAGUAAAAAGCAGAAAUGAGCGGGCAAUUUUUGGUUGCGAUAGGCCAGUUGCGGAAAUGAUGCAGUUAGGCGUAUUUAGCUGCAGUUAAAAUUAUAUCAGGCAAUGGCAAAACUCCGAGUGUACGAGUAUUUCUGCCAUGAAAAAGCUCCUCAUAAAAACCAUUUGCCGUUUGGAGUCGACUUGAAACUGUAGCUGCCGCGAUUUGUAAAAAUCAUCAAGACAAGAACAACAAAUAGGAGGAAGAGCUCGACCGAACAACUAACUGAAGUGUGCGCACCAAUUAUUUACUUUAUUUUUAGAUUUAUAAUAAGUCUAUAUGUAUGCAUGGUAGAUAUGUACAUACGACAGGCAAAUACAUACAUACAUCCACUCAUAUGAAUUCCCACGGUUUGUUUAUCAAUUCAAACAAUUUGUUGACCAAACAAAACGUUAUUUGUUAUUACUGAUAAUUUAACAUCUUUUAUUGCUAUUAUCUUCUAUAAAUAAUUUUUAUUAUAAAUG